Molecule: messenger RNA, 276 nt
Organism: Rotaria sp. Silwood1
Lineage: Eukaryota; Metazoa; Rotifera; Eurotatoria; Philodinida; Philodinidae
Source: the annotation of a GenBank genome assembly
AUGGAUGUUCCGGCUUGUGUUAGAUUUCAAAAAUGUCGAGGUUUAAAAAUUUUUCGAACAACAAAAUGGGAUCCAAAAGAAAGUUUAUCAUAUAAUUAUGGAAGAAUUUAUCAAUUUUCUAAUUUUCGUACUAUGAUUAAAGAAAUUGAAAGCAAACAAGAAUAUAAUCAACAUAAACAAGAUCAUGCUCAGGUUAAACUUUUCUUUUUAAAUAUAUGUAUAUAUCUAGUUUUAUCAAGAGAUUUUAUUGAAGAAUCUUUUAAAAAUUAUCCUUAA